Molecule: messenger RNA, 1677 nt
Organism: Microdochium trichocladiopsis
Lineage: Eukaryota; Fungi; Ascomycota; Sordariomycetes; Xylariales; Microdochiaceae
Exons: 3
Coding region: 1-1677 (558 amino acids)
Source: RefSeq, a predicted model, not a curated record
AUGCCUACGUCGCCGUCGCUCGAUGAACAAGCGCCGGACGAAAACACGGAGAAUCAAGACGUGAGCACGCAGCCCCUGGGACUUGCAGCAGGAAGGCGGCCUUUUGCGAACGUUGCCGUGCGGUGUCUUGCGCGAUGGCUUGUGACGGCGGCCGUGGUCGGUGCCAUGGCUGGCAUCCUUUUCCACUAUGCCAGCAAGCCCGUCAUGGACAGCGAGGGCAAGAGGAUAUUCAACACGCUCAUCACAGGACUCUCAAUCGGCCUCGGCCUCGCCAUCACCAGCAGCCUUGACGACAUGAUCCGUGACCUACGUUGGUGCCUGCUGGCCCGUCGCCACCGCUCACGGCGCAAGGUCGAGCGAAUAUUGCAGGCCGACAAGAUAACCAACCUGCUGCAGCUGGCGUUGACUUCUCACCGACUCACCAUCCAUGGCGCCGUUACGGCUUGGAUUAUCCUGUUACUUGGCGCCCAGAUUGCAGUUUCAGCUCUCGGGCUCUGCUACUCGUUGGACGCAGCCACUGACCAGGCUCUCCUGGUGCCUGGAGACUUGCUCGUUGCCGACAUGUCGACCAUCCAGACAUACAAACUGCUGCCGUCCACCUCGGCCGAACUCGAUGCUCAGCAGUACACUGCAUACAGCUACGGGCUCAUCUCGUCUGGCUUCAACACCGCGCCCCUCGGUAGUAUCCCGGAGCCAGGCAGCAUCUUUGCCCCUGGCGACGCGCUCAUCUUCCUGGGCACCGAGUCGGCCAGCUACGUCUUCCGUGACACUUCCGCCGCCUCGGCCGCCGCCAGCGGCACCAACCCAGUCGCCAUCAUCACACCACGGUCGGUGACUGCGUCAAGCGUCUGCCGCGGAGCGCCUGUCACCCAAGGGGGCGAUGGCAGUGAUACCCAAAUCACCAUCGCGGACCCGUCCGACUCCAGCACCAGCACCACUAUCAUUCUCCCGCUCCAGGUCGCGAACGGCAGCGCCGACCAGACGACCUACAUGAUCAACACGACGCAAUCCUGCGGAGAAGGAUGCGUUCCGAUCACCGUGUUCGAAGCCUCCCUGACUAAUCCCUGGUAUUACACGUGCAACACGACCGUCAGUCCUGUGGCCAACGCCCUACGCCCGGAGCACGAGAUCAGCCUUGGCGUGCGCACCAUGGCGGCGGGUGGGAUUGCCCUGCAGGGCAUCUCGUCGUCCUGGCCGGCCAACGUCACCGUGGUCGCCCAGUCCCAGAAUUUCCCCGCCGAGGUGUUCUUCGGCCUGCCCACCAAUGGCAGCGUCAGUGCCGUGGCGCUGGUGCUCUCCGAGUUCGCGAUCGGCGUGGUCGCGUCUACCGCCGAGUGGAACGAUCCGCUCGUCAUCAAGGGCGGGACCGCACCCGCACGCGGGGACGUGCUGACCAUCAAACACACGGGUGCCGUCAUGGCGAUCCUGAUAGGCGCAGUGGUCGUGCAGCUCGUGUUGGAGGUCGGUGUGGCGGUGUGGUCGUAUCGUGUCGGCGUGCCGCCGGACGACAUGGUCUCGCAGGCACAGGUUUUGAGGCAGAUGACCAUGGUGGCAGGCUGUGUUCAUGAGAAGAAGAUUGGCAAGGCUGAGAGAUCUGAGCCCUCGUGGAUAUACAGGGCUACACCACUGGGGAGCUCUGGGUUGUACGAUUUGCAUUUCGAGAAACGGUGCUUGUAG